Molecule: messenger RNA, 2307 nt
Organism: Pogoniulus pusillus (Red-fronted tinkerbird)
Lineage: Eukaryota; Metazoa; Chordata; Aves; Piciformes; Lybiidae
Gene: ASIC3
Product: acid sensing ion channel subunit 3
Exons: 11
Coding region: 372-1952 (526 amino acids)
Biological process (GO): sodium ion transmembrane transport
Cellular component (GO): plasma membrane
Molecular function (GO): ligand-gated sodium channel activity
Source: RefSeq, a predicted model, not a curated record
GCGAGAGGGGCGGGGGCGGGACCGGCAGCGGCUGCGCCGCGACACCGACACCGCGAUCGAGAGCGGGACCAGCACCGGGACUGCGACCAACACCAAGAGCGGGGCGGCGACCGUGGGGUUAAGGCUGCAGCCGGCACCGGGAGCGGAGCCGCGACCGGCUCCAGCGUUGGGGCUGAGUCCGGGACUGCUGGCAGAGGGCGGACGGCACCGGCGGCGGAGGGGGUGCAACCAGUCCUGCCCUUGCUCACCCUGCUCACGGUGCCCUCGCUGCCCACCCGCAGCCCCCGGACGCGGCGAUGGGCCGGGGGCUGGGGGGGGGGGCUGAGGGCGGUGGGCAGCGCUCCUGAGAGGGUGGUACCGGGGGUGUCAGGAUGAGGGGGGGGGGUUCGGGGGGCAGCGGGGGGGGCUCUGCCCGGUCCAGCCUGCGGGCCUUCGCCCACAGCUCCUCGCUGCAUGGCAUCAGCCACGUCUUUGCCUACGGGGCUGCGUCGCUGCGGCGGGGGCUCUGGGGGGGCUUUUUCCUGGGCUCACUGGGGCUGCUGCUGCUGGUCUGCGCCGAGCGUGUCGCCUACUUUCUCACCUACCCCCACGUCACCAAGCUGGACGAGGUGGCAGCUGCCAACCUGACCUUCCCUGCCAUCACCAUCUGCAACCUCAACGAGUUCCGUUUCUCCAAGAUCACCCGCAAUGACCUGUACCACGUAGGGGAGCUGCUGGCGCUGCUCGACCACCGCUUCGAGAUCAGCCGCCCGCAGCUGGCAGAGCCCCACGUCCUGGCAGCGCUGCGGGACAAGGCCAACUUCAGGAACUUCAAGGCCAAGCCCUUCAGCAUGGCCGAGUUCUACAACCGCACGGGCCACGACCUGGCCGAGAUGCUGCUCCAGUGCUCCUUCCGUGGUGCCGGCUGCACUGCCCGCAACUUCACCGUGAUCUUUACCCGCCUGGGCAAGUGCUACACGUUCAACGGCGGGGGCCCGGGCCGGGAGGUGCUGACCACGCUGCGGGGUGGAGCGGGCAAUGGGCUGGAGCUGAUGCUGAACGUGCAGCAGGAGGAGUACCUGCCCGUCUGGGGGGACACGGAUGAGACCUCGUUCGAGGCGGGGGUGAAGGUGCAGAUCCACAGCCAGGACGAGCCACCUUUCAUCGACCAGCUCGGCUUCGGCGUCGCCCCCGGCUUCCAGACCUUUGUCUCCUGCCAGCAGCAGCGGCUGGUGUACCUGCCCCCACCGUGGGGGGACUGCAAGGCCACCCCCAUCGAGUCUGACUUCUUCAGCGCCUACAGCCUGACCGCCUGCCGCCUGGACUGCGAGACACGCUACCUGCAGGAGAACUGCAACUGCCGCAUGGUCCACAUGCCAGGCAAUGCCAACGUCUGCACUCCGGAGCAGUACAAGGAGUGUGCUGACCCUGCGCUGGACUUCCUGGUGCAGAAGGACAGCGAGUACUGUGCGUGCCGCACGCCCUGCGCCAUGGUGCGCUAUGGCAAAGAGCUCUCCAUGGUGAAGAUCCCCAGCAAGGCCUCCGCCAGGUACCUGGCCAAGAAGUUCAACAAGACCGAGCAGUACAUCGCGGAGAACGUGCUGGUCCUGGACAUAUUCUUUGAGGCGCUCAACUACGAGAUGAUCGAGCAGAAGAAGGCCUAUGAGGUGGCAGGGCUGCUGGGUGACAUCGGGGGGCAAAUGGGGCUCUUCAUCGGUGCCAGCCUGCUCACCAUCCUGGAGAUCUUCGAUUACCUGUACGAGGUGUUCCGGGACAAGCUCCUGAGCUUCUACAGGGAGAGGAAGAGGAACGACGGCAGCGCCCUGGAGCAUCCCGCGGGCACUCCCCCGGGCACCCCCCCGGGCACUCCGCCGGGGCCACUCCCGCCGGGGCCCAGAGCCCCCGGCCCUCCCUGCGCUGCCCGGACGGUCUCGGCCUCCCCCCGAACCUGCUACCUCGUCACCCGCCUCUAGGCACCUCCUGCUGAGGGGCCCGCGACCCCCGGCCGGGCCGGGAAGGAGCACCGCGAUGCGGGGGAGGCGCUGGUGCAGCCCCCGCCCCGCUUUGCCCCGGGGCACCCAAACUGCGGCUGUGGGGCUGGCACCGAGCCCCGAGGUGCCCCGGUCUUGCCCACCCCGCCAAGGAAAUGCUCUGCUCCGGGGGUCCUCCCCCCGAGACGUGGCGGGGGGUGGGGCGCUGGGGGUGGCUGGACCCUCCCCGGCUCUGUUCCGUGUCCCUGCAUGUGCUGCUUGUGCCCAAGACCCCCCCAAGCUGCGCCCUGUGUGUGUCCGUGUCCCCCCCCACCUCCCCAUUAAAAGUCUGCCCCGG